UCCAGAGACCUGCGUUCUCUUCUUCCUCUUAAACAACAAUCGAAUUACAACCCAAUAUUCAUCAUCCAUAUUCAUCACAACCAUGUCUUCAUCGGCGAUUCGCCGCACAAAAGAACGUAGCAUCAGUGUAGGAAGAGUACUUCCUUCAGCUACAUCGAAAACAUUCAAACCCUUAAGUCCAGUACCAUUCACUAAUGGAACUGGAGAAUCCCUGAAGAAAUCUACCGGAAUUGAAAACUCACGGAAUACAUCCAGAGGCCGUGCGACGAUUCUCACAACCCAGAAACCAGUUCUUCUUCCCAUGCCGAGAAUCGACAAGACGUCUUCUGUUUCUCAGGGUGAUGGAAAGGAUCUACGUUUCAGACGUUCAACAUCUUCGGCUCCAAGAGGUAGGAGUUCUAGUCCUUCUGAUUUUACUCGAGUUUUAUCAGAUAUGCGUAAGAGUAGGGUUUCGAUUGAUAGAGAUAUUCAUGGGUCUACAUUAGUUGGUGGGAAGAGUGUGAGUGGAGUGAAAGGUUCUGAUUUACAAAAGAAGGGUUCUUUAAGGAUCCUGAAACCGAAAUCAAGUGAAAUUGAUGGCAGUAGAUCUAAUAGUGUUCAUGUUUUGGAGAAAAGUCGUAGCCUUAAUGAGUCUAGUGUUCUAGAUCAACCCAAAAGAGACAAUGAUUUGAGCUCGAAUAAUACACUGAAAUCGUGUUCAUCUAGCUCUGUAGAAAGGACUAGCAUGAGUAAUAAUUCAGUUGAUGUGGCUGUUAAGACUGCAAAUUGUGUCGAUUUGGAUGUUAAACAGUCUGGUGGGAAAGCUCCGAUUAGUUCUAAGGUAACCGAGGUGCCAAAACAGAAAGUUGUGACAGAAGAAGCUGGUGGUGGUCGGAGUAUGAACAAAUAUCCGAGCAAGCUUCAUGAGAAGCUAGCUUUUCUGGAAGGGAAGGUUAAGAGAAUAGCAUCUGAUAUCAAGAGAACGAAAGAGAUGCUGGAUCACAAUAAUCCUGAUGCCUCAAAGUUUAUACUGUCUGAUAUUCAAGAAAAGAUUUCAGGAAUUGAGAAGGCAAUGGGUCAAGUCGGAAUUUGUGCUGAUGCUAAGACCGAUGUUACAAAAGCAAGUGAUAUUGAAAAUGGCGUGCAUAAUGCGAAAAAUUCUGUUAAAGGUCUAAGCACUGAAGAACUAGAGGCACGGCUUUUUCCUCAUCAUAGAUUACUUAGAGACAGGAGUUCAUCGGGAUCAGUAGUAGGAAGCACCAUUGAUCAAUCAAAAACUGAGGAAAAAUCAUCGAGUCUUAUUGAUGGGACUUCCAUUGCAAAGGAUUUCCUGGCAUCUAUAAACAAGGAAAAGCCAUCAAAGGUGACAAUGAGAGGAGAAUGUGGAAGCCUUCAGUCCUCCAACACUCAUGAAACAGAUGUUUGUAUUAGCUCAGCAAUUCAGGAGUCCUCUUCAGAUAUUGUAUUGGCCAAUCAGUUUGAUACUCAAGAGAACAAGGCCUCAACGAUGGUUGAAGAUGAAACAGAUGAUAGUUACCUCUACAAGUUACAUAAUAUUGGAUCCAAGACUUCAACAGGAGGAUGGUUUGUUUCAGAAGGUGAAGCUGUUCUUCUUGCCCAUGAUGAUAGUUCUUGUUCCUUCUAUGACAUUGCCAACAGUGAGGAGAAAGCUGAAUAUAAACCCCCUGUUAGACUCUCUUCGAAUUUAUGGAAAGAUUGCUGGAUAAUUCGUGCCCCUGGCUCUGACGGUUGUGCACAACGAUAUGUAGUGGCAGCAUCUGCUGGCAAUACGAAGGAAUCAGGAUUUUGCUCAUGGGAUUUCUAUACAAAAGAUGUGAAAGCUUUCCAUAUUGAAGAAGACAAGUCUACUAAGAAGAUAAAUAGAACAGCAUUGGCUCCUCUACCAAACAACAACAUAUUACAAAGAGAAACCGAUUUGAGUUUCCCACAAUGGUGGCAUAAACCAUGCGGACCUCUUAUGGUUUCGGCUGCUAGCUCUCAGAAAUCUGUAAGAAUCUAUGAUAUUCGUGAUGGUGAGGAAAUGAUGAACUGGGAAGUACAAAGGCCAGUUUUGACAAUGGAUUAUUCGAGUUCUCUCCAAUGGAGAAACAGAGACAAAGUUGUUGUUGCAGAAUGUGAAGGUAUUUCUUUGUGGGAUGUUAGUUCUCCCAGCUCUCAAUCAUUGGUGUAUGUUCGUUCGUCCGGUAAGAAAAUAACCGCUCUUCAUGUGAAUAAUACUGAUGCUGAGCUUGGUGGUGGAGUUAGACAAAGAGCUAGUUCUUCGGAAACAGAAGGACACGACGGAGUUUUCUGCACAACGGAUUUGAUAAACGUACUUGAUUUUCGUACUCCAUCUGGCGUUGGGAUAAAAAUGCCGAAGCUGGGAAUCAAUGCACAAUGUGUUUUUUCUCGUGGGGAUUCUGUUUAUAUCGGUUGCAUAAAUUCGAGAGGAAGAAAUCAACCUCAUUCUCCUUCGUCUUUGUCCCAAAUACAACAAUUCUCGAUAAGGAAACAGAGUAUGACGAACGUUUACACGCUUCCAGAAUCAAGCACGAUAACUCAAGUUUGGGGAAAUUCAAAUUUUGUGAUGGGUGUUUGUGAACUCGGGCUUCAUGUAUUCGAAUGUAGUAAUGAUGUUUCUCCGAUUGAUGACGAGUUGUUGAAUGCGAGGGAAGUUAUUGGACCGGAAGAUAUGGACUCUCCUUCGUUUGAUUAUCUAUCGUCGAGGGUCUUGAUUAUAUCGAGAGACAGACCUGCUGUUUGGAGCCACUUGUUUUAGUUCUUGAUUGUAUUCGAAGGACCGAACUUGCAGUGUUGUCGAGGUGAGUUGCAUGGUUUUCACUUUUCGAGAUGCAUUUUCGCUAUUUUCGCUAUUUUUGUGUUUGUGGUUGUGGGUGUGUGCUGGUUUAUCAUGUAUGAUUUUGAAGGAUUAGUUUUCAUGAUGAUCUAUGGACUUAUCCAUGGUUUUUGAACGAUUAGAAAUCUUCGCGAGAUGAUGUUUGGUUGUAGUUUGUUCAUUUGUUUAAAAGUCUUGUCUAAGAGAUUUAAAGAUCUAGUGUUUGAUUUUUA
This is a messenger RNA of Impatiens glandulifera, 3048 nucleotides long. Its product is annotated as KIN14B-interacting protein At4g14310. The record is from RefSeq and is a predicted model, not a curated record. The transcript is spliced from 3 exons. The coding region runs from base 83 to 2758 and encodes 891 amino acids. NCBI's taxonomy places the organism in Eukaryota, Viridiplantae, Streptophyta, Magnoliopsida, Ericales, Balsaminaceae.